This is a messenger RNA of Lodderomyces jiufengensis, 1662 nucleotides long. RefSeq names its product Chs5p (gene CHS5). The record is from RefSeq and is a predicted model, not a curated record. Bases 1 to 1662 code for a protein of 553 amino acids. Gene Ontology annotation, molecular function: protein dimerization activity. Lineage: Eukaryota; Fungi; Ascomycota; Pichiomycetes; Serinales; Debaryomycetaceae. Gene Ontology annotation, biological process: Golgi to plasma membrane transport; conjugation with cellular fusion. The transcript has a single exon. Gene Ontology annotation, cellular component: exomer complex; trans-Golgi network.
AUGGUCGAGGUUUCAUUAACAGUUGGUAAAUUAGAUGCAUCAUUAGCAUUAUUGCUAACCAAAGAUCAUCAUUUAAUUGAAUUCCCAACAAUACUAUUACCAAAUGGCGUAAAAGCAGGUUCAAUAAUCAAAUUAAAAUGUGAUCAAGAUUAUGAAAGUGAAAAAGAAGAAGAAAUAAAAUUUGAUAAACUUCAACAAGAAAUUUUAGAAACAUUUACAACAAAUUCACCAAAAUCCCCAACCCUCAGAAUAAAAAACAUAACUCAAACUUCAUGUGUUUUGGAAUGGGAUUCAUUAAAUUUAGGUACUUCAAAUUUAAAAAAUUUAAUAUUAUUCAAAGAUGGUAAAAAAUUAGGAUCAAUCCCACAACCUCUUAGUAAUCAUACAUCGAAAUUAUCAGGAUUACCAAUUGAUAAACAAUUCAAAUUUCAAUUAAGAUUAGAUACAACCGCAGGUACUUUAUGGAGUAAUGAAAUUGAAUUAAAAACUCAUAAAAUGACUGAUUUAUCUGGUAUAACUGUAUGUUUAGGUGAUUUUUCACCUAAUGAUCCAUUUAACAAAGAAGACAUUGAAAAUACUUUAGUGAAAAUGGGUGCUAAAACUCCUUCUCAAUCAGAGGUUAAAGUUGAUACUACUCAUUUCUUAUGUACUAGAGAAAAUAAAAAUAAUUCAGAAUUCAACAAGGCAAAUGAUAUGAAUAUUCCAAUUAUAAGACCUGAAUGGUUAAAAGCUUGUGAAAGAGAAAGAAGAAUUGUUGGAGUUAGAGAUUUUUAUUUAAAAGAUUGUGUAUUACCUGAUUUGUUUGCUAAGAAUUAUUGGGCUGAUAGUAGUAAGAAUAUUAAAUCUGCUUCUGCUUCAACAAAUCAAGUCAAUUCUGAAAUUGCUACAGCUCAAUCAAAUAAAGAACCACCUGCUUCAACUGAGGAAAUAAAUACAGCACCAAGUAUCAAUGUGGAAGACUUAGCCCAACCUGUCGAAAAAACGGAAGUUGAAGAUCCAAUUAGUGGGAAAGAAGUCGAAAACUCAAACGAUGUAACUGAAGAUGGCAUAAACCCCAAUGAAGAUAUUGAUAUAUCUGAAAAAAUAGACCUUGAACAACCCAAAGAAAUCAGUGAAGAUCAAAAUAAAGAAACAUUAGCUGCUGAACCACUUGCAGAACAAAAUGAUGAUCUCUCCAAUAUAAGAGAAGAAGUCAGAAAUAGUGUAGUACAAACAACUGAACCAAAUUCAGCUGCUGCUGUCCAAGAGAUAGUAGAAGGACCAACAGAUGAUAAAAAGGAAGAAGUUGAAGAAGAAAAUAAAGAGGAAUUAAAACAAGAUAUAGAUGAUGCUUUUGAUACUGUGCCUUUAGAAGAUAAAAGACCAAAAGAUGAAGUAAGAGAAAAAAUUGAAGCAGAAGUUGACAAACAAGAAGCUGAAUUAGAGGCCGAAGAGAAAAAUCAGGUCGUUGCGGAGGAGGAACCUUCUGCUGAAGUCACUAAAGCUAAUGAAGAUGAAAAUAAGGAAGAAGAGAAAGGUCAACAGGAAGAAGAGGACGAAGAGAACGAAGACGGAGAUGAAACUGAGGAGCAAACUUCCAAAGAGAACUCACCAUCACUACAAGGAACUUCAAAUAAAAAGAAAAAGAAUAUUAAAAAGAAAAAAGCAGGCAAAAAGAAGUAA